Molecule: messenger RNA, 1511 nt
Organism: Microdochium trichocladiopsis
Lineage: Eukaryota; Fungi; Ascomycota; Sordariomycetes; Xylariales; Microdochiaceae
Exons: 4
Coding region: 231-1298 (355 amino acids)
Source: RefSeq, a predicted model, not a curated record
CUGCAGUCUGGGCCUGUGGCUCCUGAGUCGCCAAAGGGGGUUGUCUGAGGACUAGGUAUUUAGGCACCGUGGUGCCUCUAUGAAGAGUAGCCCCGUUUCGCUUGGGUGCCACGACGACACAGGCGAUCUCAUCAUCUCGUUACGCGUCCCAUGCUCAAGCUGGAUUACUCGACAAAACCACCUCAUGCCACAGCGUCCUCGCGCACACCGUACCUGAUUUCGUCCUCGUCAUGGACAGCCCCAUCCCGCGUCCGGCGAUCCGGAGCACGGGGAUCGCCAUGAUCGUCCUCACAACCCUUGUAGCGAUCGCCCGCGCAGCUGUAACUUUCAUCCAGCAUCGCAACGUCACCGGGGAGGACCUCUGGCUCCUCGCCAGCUACAGCUUCUUUCUGGUCGUAUCUAUCCUAUAUCUGUACAUUGUACCAGCCUUCUUCCGCCUCACCGACCUCGCGGUCGGGGCCAUAGAGCCCUAUCCAACAGCUGGUGAUGACGCGGUCUUCAUUCAGAAGGGGCUUUUCGUUGCCUCCGCCAGCCUUUGGUUCUGCCUCUGGUCAGCCAAAUUCUCGCUCCUCUUCAUGUACAAGAAGCUCGUGGACAAACUGCCGCUGUACCUCAAGCUGUGGUGGGCACUUGCCAUUUUCUCUGCGCUGUCUUUGGUCGGCGCCAUGAUCACACUGUUCUUGGCCUGCUCCAACAUGGAAGCCUGGUUCACCGCAGGCAUGUGCUACACGCCCCGCGACAUCGUCCACGCGGCGAUCAGCAUAUGGUACGCCUACGCCGUCGAUGUACUCACGGAUCUACUCAUUAUGUUCUUACCCCUCCGACUCGUCCUCAACCUACAGAUGCCCUUGUCCAGAAAAUUGGGUAUCGUCGGCCUGUUCUGUCUGGGCUGGAUCUGCAUCGCCGCCUCGACUAUCCGCGUUACACAACUUGCCAACCCAGGACACCAGCCCACCGUUCCGUGGCUCGCUGUCUGGGGCACGAUUGAGUCUGCUAUUGCAUUCAUCACCGUCUCGGGCCCGGGGCUCUAUCGUGCAGCUAAACUUUUAUCCAAGACCCGCAGGAAGUACUACGUCAACGAAAUGUACCACGACUCCAACACGGGAGGAAAUUCAAAGCAGGGCGCGAGCCGACUUGGGAGAAGCCAAAUACAUGACGACUCGGUCCAGCUCCGGUCUCUAGGCGGGACAUCAGCUAUCACUGCGGCCGCGUCCAACAGUAGCGAAGAGGAGCUGUUUGGCGUUGAUAGAGGUGCCAUCCACGUUAGAACGGCAGUGACAGUGGAGAGCAAGGAAUAAUCAGUGCGGAGGCUGUGCAGGUUGUGAUAUUGGGGCUCGUGAGACGUUGGUUAGCAUAGCGGCCGCAGCGCGGAGGUGGUGUGCGAAUUCAUUGUCUUUGUCUUUGGGUAAAAGAAUCUCCGGGCCAGUAAAUAAGAGACCCUGCCAGGCUUAAACAUAGAAGUCAAUCUGUAUUUGCUAAAUAGGCCAUACAAUUGGAUUAAUCGUAGCCGA